Lecanosticta acicola is the source of this 1218-nucleotide messenger RNA. NCBI's taxonomy places the organism in Eukaryota, Fungi, Ascomycota, Dothideomycetes, Mycosphaerellales, Mycosphaerellaceae. The record is from the annotation of a GenBank genome assembly.
AUGGCUGCAAGAACAUUGCGAACAUGGUCUUCCGCCUCAAUCCCAUCACGUCUCCUAAUCCCUAGACCUCACUGCGUCAGCUGCCUGCAAUGGCGCCGAGCAUAUCAAACCUCCACCUCCACCACCGGUAGCAUCCCGGGUUACGCCUUUGCAUUCGACAUCGAUGGCGUCCUCGUGCGAUCUUCAGCUCCGCUGCCCGGCGCAGGAGAAGCUCUCUCGUACCUCCAGAGGGAGAAGAUCCCAUUCAUCCUCCUCACCAACGGCGGCGGCAAGAGCGAAUCCGAAAGAGUGUCAGACCUGCAGGAGAAGUUGGACGUAGAACUCGACACGGGCAUGUUCGUGCAGAGCCAUACACCUUUUGCGGACAUGACAGAGCUCCAUGACAAGACUGUUCUGGUGGUGGGAGGGGAUUACGACAAGUGUCAACUUGUUGCACAAUCGUAUGGUUUCCAGCAUGUCGUCACACCGGGGGAUAUCGUCACGGCGUAUCCGGACAUAUGGCCUUUUGCCAAAGUCUUCUUGGAAUCGGGGUAUUACAAGAGUUUCGCGAAACCUUUACCGAAGCCGAUCGUUCCUCACUCGACCAACGUGGCCGAGUCACUGAAGAUAGAUGCGAUCUUCGUCUAUAAUGAUCCGAGAGAUUGGGGCCUAGACGCCAGCAUCAUCUUGGAUACAUUGCUCUCCAGCCAGGGCUUCCUUGGGGCUCCUUCUCCCAAGAACGGCGAUCACUCUCUGCCGAACAACGGCUACUUACAAGAUUCCCAGCCGCACCUCUACUACUCCAACCCGGACAUGUUCUGGGCAACGUCCUAUCACCUCUCGCGCCUCGGCCAAGGAGGCUUCGAAGCAGCCUUCCAAGGCCUCUGGAACGCCGUGACCAGCAAUGCUGCCCUGAACAAGACGAUCAUCGGCAAGCCUUCCCAGUUCACGUACGAGUUCGCGGAGCGAAGAUUACGAGCGCAUCGGAAGAAACUCUUUGGACAGGUGGGGCUGAAUGAUCCUUUGAGGAGAGUGUAUAUGGUUGGAGACAACCCGGAAAGCGAUAUCCGCGGCGCGAAUGAGUAUAAGAGUCCGCAUGGGAGUGAGUGGAAGAGUGUGCUUGUCAAGACCGGAGUCUGGCAGGAAGGCACGGAGCCGUCGUAUAAACCUUAUACAAUACAGAACGGGGUCUUGGAUGCGGUUAGGUGGGCCGUUGAGGAUGCGAAAAGAGGGCAAUGA